AGAGAGCACUCUGAAUUGUGAGUGGCUUACGACACUCAGUGAACAGAAGGUGCUUCUGCAUGCGCUGUCAGUGUACUGGUCUGCUGCAAGGGAUUGCUUGCUCUUUCGCUUCCCACAUUUACCGCCCCUGCCUGCCGGACCAGCACCAGCCUCCAGCAGCCUCUUCCAGCUGGCUGACAAAACAUUUGGAGAGCAAAGGAGUGAACAAAACCUGCGAACCACAGGGGAUGCACGUCGCCUAUAAACAGAUACCAGCCACUGGGAUGACAAGGAAUGCUGUUACACAAGAAAACUGAGAAGAGGAGUCACCUCUGCAAUAUAUUUUUUUCUUGCUUUCGUCACAGGAGACACGAUUAAGAGAUAAAUGGAUGUAAACCUCAAAGGACAGUGAUUUCUUGCUGAGACGAACAGCAAUACAUUUCAACGGCUCAGCUGAAACUUAAUCAGAGAGGAGGAGAAAAGACCGACACUCAGAAAUUCUUCUUCAUCGGUUUUUCUUGUUGCUUUGGUUGUCUCUUCUUGCCUCUGAUCCUUGCAGCAGAAGACUGCAGAGGAGCAAAAGAGACAGAGCUCAUGCAUGCAGACAGGGGAACUUGCACUUCCUACCAUCUCGCUGAAAGCUACUUGGAUUCUUCCUCUUUCUGGCUCUUUCACUUGAAGAGAACUAAGACAUUGUAAGCCUGCCAAGGAUCUGGUGUCCACUGAAAAGAGAAAAGGCGGGGGGGGGAUGUGUGCCACAGUGGGGUCUUUUUCAGAUUCGUACAUAAUUAGUGUUGGGGCACAAAGCAAAAUGCUAAAUGGAGAUUGUCAGCUUUUGGAUAGGGGUGAGUAAGAAUCAUUUUGAAUAAGAGUGACUGGAAAAGACAGUUUCAUUUUUCAUCCCCUAUACUCUCCACCCACUGCCCAAUAUCUCUCAUUGGCAAAACAGAACUGCUCUUUAUUUUUCACAUUUUGGACAAAAGACUUGUAUUGGACUGUAUAAAAUAAAUAUAUCCAUUUCUGCAAAUAAAAUACAAAGACCAAAUGAACUCAACAGUUUAAUCACAUAGGUUGAAAAAAUGAUCUGAAAGGUGCAAAAAUAAUAUCCAGAGUGGUUCAAUGGACAUUUUCUCCCUGACAUUCCUGGAUAUUUAUGCUAAUGGAUUUCCUCCUAAUUGGACUGUACUUAAAGUGGCCACUGAAGAAACCCCCCGGGUUGAUACUGUGUUCAUUGGGUAUUUUUCUGAGAACUGUUUCCUUGGCAGAGGCAGUUUGUCCAAGGCUGUGCCGCUGCGACAGCAAGCUGCUGUACUGCGAGGGGCUCAACCUCACAGACAUCCCCCGCAAUCUGAGCAGUGCCAUGGGCCUGUCUAUGAGAGAGAACAACUUGACCGAGCUGCGUGAAGGCCAACUAGCUGGUCUGUCACAGCUAACCUGGCUUUAUCUAGAUCAUAACAACAUUGACAUUGUAGAGGAGGGUGCAUUUGAAAGGCUGAGACGGGUCAAGGAGUUGGACCUGAGCAGCAAUCGGAUUGAGAGUCUGCCAAACGGUACCUUCAGGCCCCUCCCAAACCUACGCAUUUUGGAUCUCUCAUACAACAGGCUGCAGGCACUCGAGCCCGAUCUGUUCCAUGGCCUUAGAAAGCUUACCAAUUUGCAUUUGCGCUACAACACUCUAAAAUUUGUGCCAGUGCGUAUUUUUCAAGACUGCAGGAGCAUGCAGUUUCUGGACUUGGGAUACAACCAACUACAGAGCCUGGCAAGGAAUUCCUUUGCUGGUCUUUUCAAGUUGACUGAGUUGCAUCUUGAGCACAAUGAGUUGGUCAAAGUCAACCUAGCCCAUUUUCCUCGUCUUAUCUCUUUACGUACCCUUUACAUGCACAACAAUCAUGCCACAAUUGUUGUCAACACUCUGGAGUGGACCUGGCAUUUUUUAGAGAAGAUUGACCUGUCAGCCAAUGAAAUCGAGUACAUUGAGCCACAUGUUUUUGAGAGUACUCCCAACCUGAAGGCGCUGAUGCUUGACUCCAAUCGCUUGACUUCUUUGGACCAACGCAUCCUGGAUUCGUGGUCGUCUCUGGACAGCAUUACCCUGGCAGGCAAUGACUGGGAGUGCAGCCGCAAUGUGUGUGCCUUGGCCUCUUGGCUGAGUGCCUUCAGAGGCCAGCGUGACAGCUCCCUGCUGUGUUCAAGCCCCGACACUGCACAGGGUGAGGAUGUGUUGGAUGCAGUCUAUGCUUUUCAGCUAUGUGAUUCGUCGGCAGAGGUAACCACAGCAGGCCUGUAUUCAUCAACAAGGGAUCUGGCCAAGGGUGGCUCUGUGUUUCUGGGACCUUUUACCCCAAAUCCCUAUGAAGGUGAGGGUAGUGAGGUCGUCACAAGUUCUUAUACUGUCACAGUGGGCCACGACGACCUGGAAAGCACCAUGCAGAUCCAUAAGGUAGUGACUGGCACCAUGGCACUCAUCUUCUCCUUUCUCAUCGUAGUUCUCAUUCUGUACGUGGCAUGGAAGUGCUUUCCAGCUGGAAUAAGGCAACUGAGGCAGUGCUUCAGCAGUCAGCGUCGUAAGCAGAAGCAAAAGCAAAGCAUGCAGCAGAUGGCUGCAAUUUCUACACCGGAGUACUAUGUUGACUAUAAACCUAAUCACAUUGAGGGAGCUCUGGUUAUCAUUAAUGAAUACGGCUCUUGCACUUGCCAACAGCAACCUUCACGAGAAUGUGAGGUGUGACUGUGCUUUUUGACUACGUCUUUACCUGUGAUUAUGUGGAUAUACAGUAAAUCCCUUUUUGGAUACUAAAGAGAGGGAGAUGUUGUAGAACAAAAGGGAAUUAUUUCAUCUUUUUGACACUUUUUACACAGCUUUUCACUGUGAUGUAGAAGGAGUAUGCUUUACAUGGCUGACUAUGGUGGAUUUAUUGCUACUGCUCUCUCCUGCUAAUUUGAAAUCAAAAAGCAUAAAGGGCACCUGGCAAUGGGACGUGUUGAUGCUCUGACGAAAAACAGAAAGGAAUAUGUUUUGUGUACUGGGAGCUUUUCUCUCACGGAAGGAUAUUUGAGCUUUAAUGUGUCUUUCUAUUUCAGAACAUUUAAAUAUUGUUUAAAGAUAAACUGGAGACAAACAAGAUGAGAAAAAAUAAGGAAAAGAAAAUGAGAAACCAUUUGUAUUAUGGUGCAUACAAUAUUUGAAGAGCAUUUAAAAUAUAAAAAAAACUGUUUAAUUAAAAAUGUAAAAAUAAAAGUCUGUAAAAUAUGCUAAAAGAAGUGCAAGUGUGGAGAAAUUGAAAAAAAAAUGAAUCUAUUUCUUUUGUAAAGUACAAAAAAUGUUUAAAUAAAUGAACCACUAUUCACAGUACACUCAUUUUGUAUGUGAUAAGCCUGUCCCAGUGGAAGAACGAAAAUAGAUGUAGUCUUUGUGCUCCUGGACAAGAGAGCCAUGAUUCUACAGUGUACCAAACCAAAAGAAAAAAAAAAAAAAAAGAGGAAAAAGAAAUUUAUGAAAUACUGGGGAAAAAAAUAAAAAUGAAAGAGA
This is a messenger RNA of Gambusia affinis (western mosquitofish), 3508 nucleotides long. RefSeq names its product leucine rich repeat transmembrane neuronal 1 (gene lrrtm1). The record is from RefSeq and is a predicted model, not a curated record. Gene Ontology annotation, molecular function: protein binding. Bases 1133 to 2707 code for a protein of 524 amino acids. The transcript has a single exon. NCBI's taxonomy places the organism in Eukaryota, Metazoa, Chordata, Actinopteri, Cyprinodontiformes, Poeciliidae.